AUGACACAAAAUUGUGGUCCAUGUCAAAAAGACAGUCGAUGUGUAGAGUCUUUGAUACCCACUGAACUGCCAAAUUAUUCUUUCCAAGUAAUAGGAUCAGACUUACUGGAAUUUAGGAGUACACUACCUGAUCGUGGUCGACUAUUUUCGAGAUAUCCAGCGCUGAUAACGUUGUCGUCCACUACAUCGAGCAGCAUCAUUCAUGCUUUGAAAGCAAUCUUUGCCCGACAUGGCAUUCUAGAGAUUCUGAGGAGUGACAACGGUCCUCAAUACUCUACUCAUGAAAUGAGAGAGUUCGCAACAACUUAUGGCUUCACACUCAUCACCAGCAGUCCAAGAUAUCCACAAAGCAAUGGUCUUGCAGAAAGAAUGGUGAAGUCUGUUAACCAGCUACUACAACGAUCCAAGGAUCCACAUCUAGCGCUUCUAAGCCACAGAACACCACUUCUUCCAUGGUGCAACAUCAGCUCAUCAGAACUUCUCAUGGGUAGACGGCUUAGAACCAAAUUACCACAAGUUUUUGAAUUGCUAACGCCUCAAUGGCCCUAUUUGAAAACAAUUUGCAAUGCUGACAAGCAAUUCAAACAGAAACAGAAGGAACACUUUGAUAAAUGA
Molecule: messenger RNA, 615 nt
Organism: Corticium candelabrum
Lineage: Eukaryota; Metazoa; Porifera; Homoscleromorpha; Homosclerophorida; Plakinidae
Exons: 1
Coding region: 1-615 (204 amino acids)
Biological process (GO): DNA integration
Molecular function (GO): nucleic acid binding
Source: RefSeq, a predicted model, not a curated record